This is a messenger RNA of Camelina sativa (false flax), 1493 nucleotides long. The record is from RefSeq and is a predicted model, not a curated record. NCBI's taxonomy places the organism in Eukaryota, Viridiplantae, Streptophyta, Magnoliopsida, Brassicales, Brassicaceae.
GUGAAAAUGAAAAGUCAGUGCCGCUGAUUGCAGUCACUUUGUUGGGCUAUUCGCUAUGAACCUCCAAGUGGAACCACCACAAGAGAAGAAGAAGAAGAAGAAGAUUAAGAACUCGUCGCCACCGUCGUUUUCUCUACUCCCAGACGAAAUCGCCAUGAACUGCCUAGCUCGGAUCUCGCGGUCGUACUACCCAACGCUCUCAGUCGUUUCGAAAAGCUUCCGCUCGAUUAUCUCUUCCACCGAGCUCUACGCAGCCAGAUCUCAUAUCGGAACCACCGAGCAGUGUCUAUAUGUCUGCAUACGGGAACAUGAAAGUCGAUUUCCCCAAUGGUUUACACUCUGGAUUAACCCUAAUCGAACCUUGCCGGACUCCAUGAUUAGGACGAGGAGAAGGAAGAAGAAGAAGAAGACAAUUGGACAGUUGUUGGUUCCGAUUACCUAUUCUAAGUUUCCUUCUCUGUCAGUUUCCACCGUCGUUGGCUCAGAACUUUAUAUCAUCGGCAGACCAGUCUAUGGAGCACCGUCUUCUGCCGUGAGAGUCCUCGAUUGUCGCAGUCACACCUGGCGCGAUGCACCUAGCAUGAAUGUAGCCCGGAGAAAUCCACACACUUGUGCCUACAAUGGGAAAAUCUAUGUAAUGGGAGGGUGUGAGGACGAAUCAUGGGCUGAGGUGUUCGAUACAAAGACUCAAGUUUGGGAACGCCUCCCUGAUCCGGAUUCUGAGAUUCGCAAGUGCCUCAUUUACAAAAUUGCAGAGAUUGAAGGAAAACUUAACUUUGGCAAUCAUGAGGAGAUGUAUGCUUAUGACACGAAGCAUUGUAGAUGGGAAAAGUGUGUACCUGACAAAUUUGAAACUGUUGCGAGGUUAAAAUGUAUGAUUGAGAAUGUAUCCUACUCCUUUAAUCCUGAAGCUAUACAUUUUUGCCUCCGCGAGUUCCAGUGGUAUGACGAAGAAAAGGGUUAUUGGAAAGGGAUUAAUGGGUUAAACUCACUAUUUCACAAGUUCAUGAAGAAUGGUGGUUCAAUGUAUUAUAUGACUCACCUAGUUAGCUGUGGUGGGAAACUCAUAUUUUUAUGGCCAGGUUAUAUGAAGCAUAAUCCCAAUAAUACGAAUAAGAUUUGGUGCGCGGUUAUCGUGGUAGAAAAGCGUCGUGGAAGUGAUGGAGAUGAGGUUUGGGGAAAUGUUGAGUGGGUUGAUGUUGUGCAUACCGUCCCCAUAUCAUGUGACCUCUUAGAAUGUAUCGUUGUCUCGGUUUGAUUGACUUUGCAUCCAAGGACUUAACAUGAAUGGACUGUUUGGAGAAAGGACAAGGAAUCAGAGGCAAAAGGAGCACAACUCGAUUGAAGGGUAUUAAUUAGUUAAGGACUGGUUAACAGUCACUCACGUUCGUUAACUCAUUUUUGAGUUGAGUUUUGUGGUCAUAAAUUUAGAAAAAUUUUCAUCGAUAAAUCAUGAGUUGUGUCUUUAACAUUUUUUUUAAGUGAUGAUGACU